Messenger RNA from Psylliodes chrysocephalus, 1912 nucleotides. The record is from the annotation of a GenBank genome assembly. NCBI's taxonomy places the organism in Eukaryota, Metazoa, Arthropoda, Insecta, Coleoptera, Chrysomelidae.
CUUGGCAGACCGAACGCAGCAAAAGAAAACAAGAAGGCAUUUGACAUUGACAUUAUUUUGACAAACAAAUUGACAUUUGACAUUCAUGAUGACUCUGCAGGUAAAUAAUUUAGUAAAUAAAAGUGUAUUUUUUCUGUAAAAAUGAACUUAAAACAGUAAGCAAAAGGAUUGAGGCUAUAUCCAGAUUUGAGGUAAUUUGGAAAUGAUAACAGAUGGCUAUGUCAAAUUUAUAUUCUAAAAUUGGACCUAAACCAGGCAAACGUAUACAGGAAAAUAUCAAUUUAUCACAAACUUGGAUGAAUGCUGAAGUUCUGAAUAAUGGACCACUCAACUUAUCACCACCACACACCGUAUGUCAAAAAGAGACUUUGCCAGUAUUACAACCAAUUAGUGCACCUGAGUCACCUUCUUCUAGUUCAUGCAGUUCUCCUACAGUUUCGUCAUCUAUUUUGGAUUCGAACUGGCAGGCUUGCAAACAUAGUGUUAGAGAAAGAAAUGCUGCCAUGUUCAAUAAUGAUUUGAUGUCUGACAUAAAAUUUAUAGUUGGUCCACCUGGAUCAACGCACGUCAUUCCUGCUCACAAGUUUGUUCUUUCAACUGGUAGCUCUGUUUUCUAUGCAAUGUUUUACGGGGGCCUUGCUGAAGUUAAGGAAGAAAUAGAAGUGCCUGAUGUGGAACCCUCUGCAUUCCUCACUUUAUUGAAGUACCUAUAUUGUGAUGAAAUCCAGCUUGAAGCCGAUACAGUCCUAGCGACCCUCUAUGUAGCUAAAAAGUACAUUGUGCCACAUCUAGCUCGUGCAUGUGUCAAUUACUUGGAAACUAGUCUUACAGCGAAAAACGCCUGUCUCUUGUUGAGCCAGUCAAGGUUGUUUGAGGAGUCUGAGUUGAUGCAACGUUGCUGGGAAGUAAUCGACGCACAGGCAGAAAUGGCUGUAAAAUCCGACGGUUUUACAGACAUCGACAUGGCCACGUUGGAAUCGGUUCUAGCUAGAGAAACGCUCAACUGCAAGGAAAUGAAGCUCUUGGAAGCGGCUCUCAAUUGGGCCGCCGCCGAAUGCGUCCGCAGAGAACUGGACGUUACGCCGCAGAAUAAACGUGAAAUUCUAGGGAACGCCCUUUACUUGAUCAGGAUACCGACAAUGUCUUUGGAAGAAUUUGCAAACGGUGCUGCGCAAAUCGGAAUUUUAACCCAGCAAGAGAUCAUAGAUAUUUUUUUUCAUUUCACUGCUACUAACAAACCUUGUCUACAGUAUCCAGUCAAACCCAGAUCUGGGUUAAAAUCUCAGGUUUGCCAUCGGUUUCAAUCGUGCGCUUACAGAUCUAACCAGUGGAGAUACAGAGGACGAUGUGACAGUAUACAAUUUUCCGUAGACCGUAGAAUAUUCGUUGUUGGCUUUGGUUUAUACGGAUCUUCUAAUGGAGCUGCCGAUUAUGCCGUUAAAAUCGAAUUGAAACGAUUGGGAAGAGUUCUGGCUGAGAAUAAUACAAAGUUUUUCUCGGACGGUUCUAGUAACACAUUUCAUGUCUACUUUGAUAAUCCUAUACAGAUAGAACCGGAAUUGUUUUAUACAGCUUCUGUUAUUCUUGACGGUGCAGAACUAAGUUACUUCGGCCAAGAAGGACUGAGCGAAACUACAAUUGGCCAAGUAACUUUUCAAUUCCAAUGCAGCUCAGAAAGUACAAAUGGCACGGGAGUACAAGGAGGACAAAUACCGGAACUCAUUUUUUAUGGGCCUUCUGUGAAUCUCUAGAAUCUAUUGUAUUACGAAUAGAGUAGGUCAUGUGUAUUGAAUCCAAAUCUGCAUUUUAUAAAUUAUAUAAUACAGUUAUUAUUAAGUUCUACAAAAAAAAUAUAGUUAAUUCAAUUUGUGAAUAAUGGACACAAAAAAAUAAAGUUUAACUUACCUAUCUG